CUCGCUUCCAUUUGCAUAUAUAAUAUGAGCGGGACCUUUGAUUCGAACCUUUCAACCGAAAAAACUGAGAGAUUAUCUUUUUGAAAGGAGGGUUAAAAAUUGGCUUCACCGGACUCGGAGUUUACACUCUGUUUUUGAAAUUUGUUCUGUUUUGUCUUGGUUGGUUCGACUUCUUCUCCGGCGAAUUCCUUGAAGAAUCACUGUCAGUUUCUGAGACUGGUUUCACUGUGAAGGGGGAUUAUGGAAUUUCUGCCAUUGGAGGUAAUUUCUUCUCGGAAUUGUUGAGUUGGUGGUUCUUAGUCGGAGGACUAAAGGGUCGAUCUGAUUUGGGGAUUUCUCCUUAAUCCCACAAAAGGGCAAGUCUCCGUAUGAAAUCAAUGAGCUUUACGGAGCUCAGUUUCUGCUAAUUGUUGUCUUUCCCAUCAGUUUUCUCGGUGGAAUGCUAUGGGUUUCGCCAAAGAGAAUUGAUUGUUUCUCCAUUUCAGCAAACGGGGUUCACAUUUGGAAUUUUGAAGGCCCAGUGGAUGGCGAUUUAGUCUGCAAAAUAAAUUUGGAACCCUAGAAAGUUCCACAAUGCAGGGUGCAUCUGGCUCCACGGCCCAGCCGGAGGCCAUUCUCGAAUGGCUUCAGAAGGAAAUGGGGUAUAGGCCACUAGGUUCAUAUAGCGCCUCGAGCAAAUCGCAGUUGCCUUCAAUCGAUGCCUUCCGCAAGGUUUGUCGCGGAAAUAUGAUACCCAUUUGGAAUUUUUUGAUUAAUCGAGUGAAAUCGGAGAAGACGGUGGAGAAUAUUAGGAGGAACAUAAUGGUCCAUGGUGGUGGUGGUGGAGGGGGCGAGAGCAGUAGCGGUGGAUCAGCUAAUUCAGGGAAAGAAGAGGGCAGGAUAAAAGGCAGGAGGAAGGAUAAAGUGGCUGCAGAGAGCACAAGUAUGGUAGAGACUCGAGAAGCGGCAUUGCAGGAAAGGGAAUUGGCGGAAAAGGAAGUGGAGAGAUUGAGGAAUGCUGUUAAAAGACAACGGAAGGAUUUGAAGGCCAGAAUGUUGGAAGUAUCUAGGGAGGAGGCCGAGCGAAAAAGAAUGCUUGAUGAGCGAGCAAAUUACAGGCACAAACAGGUGAUGUUGGAAGCUUAUGACCAACAAUGUGAUGAAGCAGAAAAAAUAUUUGAAGAAUACCACAAACGUCUACGGUUUUAUGUGAUUCAAGCAAGAGAGGCUCAAAGGUCUAGUGCAGACUCUUCCAUUGAAGUGAUUAAUAACUUUAAUGCAAAUAUUGAGAGGGAAGCUGUUUACUCAACUGUUAAAGGCAGUAAAUCAGCAGAUGAUAUGAUUCUUAUCGAGACUACUCGGGAGAGAAAUAUCAGGAAGGCUUGUGAAUCUCUUGCAGCUCUCAUGAUUGAAAAGAUACGAUCUUCUUUUCCUGCCUAUGAAGGCUGUGGUAUUCAUUUUAAUUCACAGUUGGAAGCAUCCAAAUUAGGUAUUGAUUUUGAUGGGGAAAUACCUGAUGAGGUUAGAACUAUUAUUGUUAAUUGCUUGAAGCAUCCUCCCCAACUGCUUCAGGCAAUUACAAUGUACACUCUACGGCUUAAAACUCUAGUUUCUAGAGAGGUGGAAAAGUUUGAUGUCAGAGCUGAUGCAGAAACCUUGAGGUACAAGUAUGAGAACAAUAGAGUUACAGAUGUUUCAUCCUCUGAUGUCAACUCACCCCUUCACUAUGAACUGUAUGGUAAUGGCAAGAUAGGAGUUGACGUACCUUCUAAAGGAACUCAGAAUCAACUUCUUGAAAGACAGAAAGCACAUGUUCAACAAUUUUUGGCCACUGAAGAUGCUCUGAACAAAGCUGCAGAAGCUAGGGACAUUUGUCAAAAACUUUUAAACCGAUUACAUGGCAGUGAUGAUGUAAUUUCUUCUCAUUCCCUUAGUGUUGGGGGGCCAUCACAAAAUGUCGGUGGUCUUAGACAAUUUGAGUUGGAAGUUUGGGCCAAAGAGAGAGAACUUUCUGGCUUGAGGGCCAGCUUGAAUACACUUAUGUCAGAAAUACAACGCUUGAAUAAGUUGUGUGCAGAAAGGAAAGAAGCUGAAGAUUCAUUGAGAAAGAAAUGGAAGAAGAUAGAGGAGUUCGAUGCGCGCAGAUCUGAACUUGAAACCGUAUAUACUGCCCUUCUAAAGGCUAAUACCGAUGCUGCUACAUUCUGGAAUCAGCAGCCUUUAGCUGCAAGAGAGUAUGCUUCAAGCACCAUCAUCCCUGCAUGUGUCAUUGUCUCUGAUAUUUCAAAUAAUGCAAAAGAGCUUAUUGAUAAAGAAGUUUCAGCCUUUUAUAGAAGUCCUGAUAAUACUCUUUUCAUGCUUCCGUCAACUCCACAGGCACUGUUAGAAUUCAUGGGUGUAAAUGCAUCGUUAGGACCCGAUGCCAUUGCUGCUGCAGAGAAGAAUGCUGCAAUGUUGACUGCAAAAGCUGGUGCCAGGGAUCCAUCAGCGAUACCUUCUAUAUGUCGUGUUUCUGCCGCCCUUCAAUAUCCAGCUGGUUUGGAGGGCUCCGAUGCUAGUUUGGCAUCGGUUUUGGAAUCUCUGGAAUUCUGCUUGAAACUUCGAGGUUCUGAGGCUAGUGUGUUGGAGGACUUGGCUAAAGCAAUCAAUUUGGUCCAUAUAAGGCAGGAUCUUGUCGAAAGCGGUCACGCAUUGCUGAAACAUGCCCACCGAGCUCAGACCGAUUACGAAAGGACGACAAAAUAUUGCCUAAAUUUGGCCACGGAGCAAGAGAAAUCUGUCGCAGAGAAGUGGUUGCCUGAACUAAGAACUGCAGUCUUGAGCGCUCAGAAGAGCUUGGAAGAUUGCAAAUAUGUCAGGGGAUUGCUUGAUGAGUGGUGGGAACAACCAGCAUCAACUGUUGUUGAUUGGGUCACUGUUGAUGGGCAAAAUGUUGCUGCUUGGCAUAAUCAUGUUAAACAACUUCUUGCCUUUUAUGACAAGGAGCUCUUGUAGCAGAAAAAAGCAUUGAAUUGAAAUCUUGAUGCAAUUGAGGCAUAAUUGGUCUGCUCGCGCCCCGUGUUUGCUUGUAUUUCUUUGUACCACUCACAUGUUAAACUUCAUAACCACGUAAACUGCGAGCAGGACGUCUGGAAAUGUCGAUGGGAAAUCUUGUGUGAUUUUAGUAGAGGAAUGGUGGAGGCCGCUGGGGUGAAGAGUGCAAUGGCCAAUAUCUCUACGCGUUUCAUCAUUGACGUACAGCUAGAACUCCCUUCUCCCUCCCUCUCAUUAUAGAAUCUGUAAGUCAUGUUUCUUCCAAUAUUACAUCUCACGAGUGACGAGCAGCUGAGUAUGGCUUGAUUUUUCGCUGCCCGUGUCGUUUUCCCCAUUGUUUUAGUCCCUUAUUUUGUAUCUAAGGUAGUGUGAUUUUCAUCAUAGCAAUUAUGGUUGUAAUUCUACUCUUAUUGUGUGAUUAAUGGUCAUAUUUUAGAGCUGGUUGGAAGUAUGAAGUCUUUCCAGUUUUUAACAUGUUUGUCUUUUAGAGUCACUAUUUGUGUAACACUGACUUCCAAGUAUAAACUCCUCCAGAUCAUCCCCUUCAGCAAAGAAAUCUGAUUACUUUUGAAAUCUUUUGAUGUGUUUUUGGGAUGUGAUAACACGAUGCAGGAAGCGUGAGUUGUCGAUCAAA
Messenger RNA from Momordica charantia (bitter melon), 3646 nucleotides. RefSeq names its product HAUS augmin-like complex subunit (gene AUG5). NCBI's taxonomy places the organism in Eukaryota, Viridiplantae, Streptophyta, Magnoliopsida, Cucurbitales, Cucurbitaceae. Gene Ontology annotation, cellular component: spindle microtubule; HAUS complex. Gene Ontology annotation, biological process: spindle assembly. The record is from RefSeq and is a predicted model, not a curated record.